This is a messenger RNA of Nothoprocta perdicaria, 293 nucleotides long. It is a transcript of the gene SLIRP, whose product is annotated as SRA stem-loop interacting RNA binding protein. Gene Ontology annotation, molecular function: RNA binding. The transcript is spliced from 3 exons. The record is from RefSeq and is a predicted model, not a curated record. NCBI's taxonomy places the organism in Eukaryota, Metazoa, Chordata, Aves, Tinamiformes, Tinamidae. The annotation marks the transcript as partial.
CGGGAGCGCGUGUCUGUGCCCGCAGGGGAGCUGCGCGACUACUUCGCCCAGUUCGGCGCCGUGCAGCGCUGCCAGCUGCCCUUCGACAGAGACACAGGCUUUCACAAACGCUACGGCUGGAUUAAAUUCUCAUCUCCAGAAGAUGUACAGAAUGUGUUCCAGAAGGACUCCCACAUACUUGAGGGUGCCAAGCUCUACCUCAGACAGCAGCAAGGUAGAAGACGUGUUCAGACAAAGCAAGAGUCGAAGUGAACGAGCAGUGGAAGGCAGCUUUAUUUCACUACAUGUGAAGA